Messenger RNA from Penicillium cinerascens, 990 nucleotides. RefSeq lists its product as uncharacterized. NCBI's taxonomy places the organism in Eukaryota, Fungi, Ascomycota, Eurotiomycetes, Eurotiales, Aspergillaceae. The record is from RefSeq and is a predicted model, not a curated record. The coding region runs from base 1 to 990 and encodes 329 amino acids. The transcript has a single exon.
AUGGCUAUCUUCGAUUCCGAGAAGCGCCCUCGAGGCCUUCGCGUCCCCUCUCUCACCGCGAUGAAAAACGGUACCGCCGCAGCCAAAUCGCAGUUCUCCUUCUCUAGCAAAAAAUCCGUUGAGUCCCGCUCUCCCGACGAAUAUCCUCUGCCCAAUCCGCCCUCUGGUGGUUUCUUUGCCCCGCCGCCCAAGGCUGCCCCUGCUCCAAGCAAGGAACUGCCGGUCAUUCCCAGGGACCAACUUCCUCCGCCGCCGCGCGUAUUAUCCAAAGUCCCGGCGCGUCGACAGGUGGGGAGCAGUGCGCGCCCACGCGAGACCUCUCCUCCUACACCACAGGGCCUGCGACAACCCGCGCCGCCCGUUGCUGAGGCUGCGCCGCUACCCGAACCACAGCCAGAGCUUCACCCGGAGCCUCCAAUGAAGUCCGAGCUUCGAAUGCGAUCGGAGCUUCCAAUGCCACCGCAGUCGCAAAUGCCACCACAGUCGCAAAUGCAGCCACAACCGCAAAUGCAGCCACAAUCGCAAGAGCAGCCACAAUCGCAAGAGCAGGCUCAAUCGCAAGAGCAGGCUCAAUCGCAUUUCUCACCCCGGUCUCCACCCCCUGUCACUCUUUCGCCGCCGCCAGUAGAAGACAACGAGGAUUUGACACCGCUGGAAGACUUCAUCCCCACCCCCGAUGGCACUGGAACUCCUCUGGAACUCGUGUCCAGCGAUGAGCAGCCUCCGCUCGACACGCCGCCACAGGAAUUUGACAUUGCGGCGCCGUUGAACAAAGUCCACUUUGCCUGCUUCCAGGAGCAUCGCAACAUGCCCGCGGCACAGAACGUGUGGUGCCCAGUGCCGUGCAUGACCUGCCACCAGUUCGACCGGAAGACCCGCCACCGCUGUGUAUUCUGCUGCCUGCGCAUUUGUGAGGGCUGUCAUCACGCCCUGAUGAAGUGCAAGAAUCGGUCGUUGGAGGAGCUCAUGGGGAGCCUCAACGGUGUUUGA